AUGUCCAACGGAGCAGGCAGCGGUGCAAUGGCCUGGCUGGAAGCGGCCAAUGGCAGAAGUGAUGGUGGCAAGAUGGAUGCCCCCAAAAAGGAGAAGGCGAGCAAACUUUCUGUGGAGCGAGUUUACCAGAAGAAAACCCAAUUGGAGCACAUCCUCCUGCGUCCGGACACAUAUGUUGGCAGUGUGGAGCCCGUCACCCAGCAAAUGUGGGUGUUUGAUGAAGAGAUCGGAAUGAACCAGAGAGAGAUCACCUAUGUCCCCGGCUUGUACAAAAUCUUUGAUGAGAUCCUGGUGAACGCAGCCGACAACAAACAGCGGGACAAGAACAUGACGGGGAUAAAGAUCACCAUCGACCCUGACUCCAACACCAUUUCCAUCUGGAACAACGGCAAAGGCAUCCCCGUGGUGGAGCACAAGGACGAGAAGAUGUACGUGCCCGCUCUCAUCUUCGGACACCUGCUCACCUCCAGUAACUAUGACGACGAGGAGAAGAAAGUCACUGGUGGAAGGAACGGAUACGGAGCCAAAUUGUGCAACAUCUUCAGCACCAAGUUUACAGUGGAAACAGCCUGCAAGGAGUACAGGCACAGCUUCAAACAGACGUGGCAGAACAACAUGACCAAGACGGCGGACCCCAAGAUCAAGUUCUUUGACGGGGAGGACUUCACGUGCGUGACCUUCCAGCCGGACCUCUCCAAGUUCAAGAUGGAGAAGCUGGACAAGGACAUCGUGGCCCUGCUCACGCGCCGAGCCUACGACAUCGCCGGCUCCUGUAAAGGCGUCAAAGUCUCACUCAACGGGAAAAAACUGCCUGUGUCCAGCUUCCGCAACUACGUGGACCUGUACGUAAAGGACAAGGUGGACGAGACGGGCGUGUCGCUGAAGGUGGUCAACGAGGCGGUGAACGAGCGCUGGGACGUGUGCCUCACCAUGAGCGAGAAGGGGUUCCAGCAGAUCAGCUUCGUUAACAGCAUCGCCACCACCAAGGGAGGCCGGCACACAGACUACGUGGUCGACCAGAUCGUCUCCAAACUGAUCGAAGUGGUGAAGAAGAAGAACAAGGCCGGAGUAUCGGUCAAACCCUUCCAGGUGAAGAACCACAUCUGGGUGUUUGUGAACUGUCUGAUCGAGAACCCCACCUUCGACUCCCAAACCAAGGAGAACAUGACGCUGCAGAUGAAAAGCUUCGGCUCCAAGUGCAUACUCUCCGAGAAGUUCAUACGUGCUGCGACCAACUGUGGGAUCGUGGAGAGCAUUCUGAACUGGGUGAAGUUCAAGGCGCAGACGCAGCUGAACAAGAAAUGUUCCUCAGUGAAGCACAGCAAGAUCAAGGGCAUCCCCAAACUGGACGAUGCCAACGAUGCCGGAGGGAAGCACUCGUCAGAAUGCACCCUGAUCCUAACUGAAGGAGACUCGGCUAAGACUCUGGCCGUAUCUGGGCUGGCUGUGAUUGGCCGAGAUCGAUACGGCGUGUUCCCGCUCCGAGGGAAAAUCCUCAACGUCAGAGAGGCCACACACAAACAGAUUAUGGAGAAUGCGGAAAUCAACAACAUCAUCAAAAUCGUAGGUCUUCAAUACAAGAAAAGCUAUGACGACGCAGAGUCUCUCCGAUCUCUACGCUACGGCAAGAUCAUGAUCAUGACCGAUCAGGACCAGGACGGCUCUCACAUCAAAGGGCUGCUCAUCAACUUCUUCCACCACAACUGGCCGUCUCUGCUCAGGCACACAUUCCUGGAGGAGUUCAUCACGCCCAUUGUCAAAGUGAACAAGAACAAGCAGGAGCUGUCCUUCUACAGCAUCCCAGAGUUUGACGAGUGGAAGAAAAAUACAGAGAACUUCAAAACUUGGCAUAUAAAGUACUACAAAGGUUUGGGUACAAGCACAAGCAAAGAGGCUAAAGAGUAUUUUGCCGAUAUGGAGAGGCACCGAAUCUCCUUUAAAUACAGUGGAGCCGAAGACGACGCCGCCAUUACUCUGGCCUUCAGUAAGAAGAAGACGGACGACCGCAAAGAAUGGCUGACCAACUUCAUGGAGGACCGGAGGCAGCGGAGGAUGCAUGGGCUGCCGGAGAAAUUCUUGUAUGGAACUCAAACCAAACACUUGUCCUACAACGACUUCAUCAACAAAGAGCUGAUUCUCUUCUCAAACUCAGACAACGAAAGAUCCAUCCCAUCCUUAGUCGAUGGCCUAAAGCCCGGCCAGAGGAAAGUCCUGUUCACGUGUAUGAAGAGGAACGACAAGCGGGAGGUCAAGGUGGCACAGCUGGCCGGUUCAGUGGCCGAAAUGUCGGCCUAUCACCACGGAGAGCAAGCCCUCAUGAUGACCAUCGUGAACUUGGCCCAGAACUUUGUGGGCAGUAACAACAUCAACAUCCUGCAGCCACUGGGUCAGUUCGGUACUCGCAUCAACGGAGGCAAAGACGCUGCCAGCCCCCGUUACAUCUUCACCAUGCUGAGCCCUUUGGCCAAGCUGCUGUUCCCUGCCGUGGACUCCAACCUGCUCAAGUUCCUGUUUGACGAUAACCAGAAGGUGGAGCCAGAGUGGUACAUCCCCAUCCUGCCCCUGGUGCUGGUGAACGGAGCCGAGGGCAUCGGCACAGGCUGGGCCUGCCGCAUCCCCAACUACGACCCCCGCGAGAUCGUCAACAACAUCAACAGGAUGCUCAAGCACCAGGACCCUCUGCCCAUGCUCCCCAGUUAUAAAGGAUUCAAAGGUAUUAUCCAUGAACUGGGUCAGAACCAGUACCUGAUGAGCGGCGAAGUGUCCGUAAUCGACAAAAACACCAUCGAGAUCACAGAGCUGCCCGUCCGCACCUGGACACAGGCCUAUAAGGAGUCUGUGCUGGAGCCCAUGGUGCAGGGCACAGAGAAGACCCCCGCUCUCAUCAACGACUACAAGGAGUACCACACCGACACCACGGUCAAGUUUGUGGUGCGCAUGUCUGAGGAGAAGCUGGCCCAAGCCGAGGCCGCGGGUCUGCACAAAGUCUUCAAGCUCCAGUCCUCCCUCACCUGCAACUCUAUGGUGCUGUUCGACCACAUGGGCUGCCUGAAGAGGUACGACUCUGUCAACGAGAUCCUGAAGGAGUUCUUUGAGCUGCGGCUGCACUACUACAAGCUCCGCAAAGACUGGCAGCUGGGCAGCCUGGGAGCAGAGGCGUCCAAACUGUCCAACCAGGCUCGCUUCGUCCUGGAGAAGAUUGAGGGAAAGCUCACAAUCGAAAACAAGACGAAGAGGGAGCUGAUUCGUAUGCUGGUGCAGAAAGGCUUUGAGUCCGAUCCGGUGGCCGCGUGGACCAAGGCACAGGAAAAGUUCCACGAGGAGGAUAAGGACAGCAGCGACAGCGACAGCUCCGUGGACUCGGGCUCCUCCUCAGGACCAAACUUUAACUACAUCCUCAACAUGCCUCUGUGGUGCCUGAGCAAGGAGAAGGUGGACGAGCUGCUCAAGCAAAGGGACCUCAAGAGGGGAGAGCUGCACGAGCUGCAGAAGAAGUCUCCGGAAGAUCUGUGGAAGGAGGACCUUGCCGUGUUUAUCGAGGAGCUCACGAACCUUGAAACCAUGGAGCGUGAGGAGCAGAGCGCGGGCCGAGCCAUCAAAUUGGUCAAAGGCAAAGUAGGAAAACCCAAAGUGAAAAAGAUGAACCUGGAGGAGACCAUGCCCUCGCCGUGGGGCCGCAGGGUGGACCCCCCCUCACAGCCAAUCAAAUCUGAAGCCACCAAGAAGGGCCUGGGCCGGAAGAAGAAGGGGGACAAUGACCCGUCUAUGAAGCUGGAGCUGGAUGAGGACGGGCCGGGGGCAGAGGGAGGAGGAGGCGAUGGUCCUGCUCCAGCUGCAAAACCAAAGACUCCACGCGUCAAGAAAGAGAAAAAGGAACCAGGAGCGCCCCGCGUGAGGAAACCAGCGGCGCCAAAAGGAACGCCCAACAAGAAGGUGAAGAAGAGGAACCCCUGGUCUGACGCAGAGUCCCAGUCCGACUCAGACCUGGAGGAUGACAAGGAGCCACUGGUGAUCCCCCGAGAGACCAAGUCCCAGAGGCAAUCAGCCUCCAAGCCCAAGUACACCUUCGACUUCUCCGAGGAGGAAGGAGGCGGCGAGGAGGAGGAGGAGAACGGAGAGGAGGACACGGCCACGUCCCCCGCUCGCUCCUACAGCGAGGACUUUACGCCAUCGGAACCCAAACAGAAGCACUCCUCCUUCAACGACCACAACGAGGACGAGGACGAGGAAGAGGAGGCCUUCUCCAGCCCGCCGCUCAAGUCCACGCCUGCACCCGCGCCCAAGAAGAAACCCAGCAGCAUCUUCUCCUCUUCCAAGGCUGCGUUUUCUGACAAGAGCAACGACAGCGACGGAUCGCGGUCGGACAGUGACGACGGCGACAGGGGGAUAUUCUCCACUUACUCCAGUUAUUCUAAUUCACCAGCCAAAAAAGUAACCAAGAAGCAGCCGGACACUGCGCCCAAACCCAAGAAGACGCCAGCACCUAAAGCAAAGAAGCCCGACAAGUCCAUCUGGGACUCGGACUCAGACACAGAAGCCAAGAAGCCCAGCCCCGCGCUCAAAGGAAAAGGCCGAGGGAAGAAGAGGAAGGGCUCUGGCUCCGAGGACGACGAGUACAACCCACUGAAGAAGGCCAACAAACCAGCAGGAAAGGUCAGCCCCCUCUCCACACCACACAUCAUCACAUCAUGUCACAUUCACACUCUCAAUGCCUUUUGUGCUCAUUCAGAAAGCCAGAAAGGACUCAAAGUGACAUGGAAGCCCCAGAAAGCCCCCUCUGAGGACGAAGAAGAGGAGCGCGAAGAGGACCUGGACCACCACAGCUCCAGCCUCUUCAGCAGCCUGUCCAGAGGAACGGCUCGCGCCAAGAAGGAGGUCAAAUACUUUGACUCGGACAUUGACCCAGAGGACGACGACGACAUGUUCGACUAA
This is a messenger RNA of Knipowitschia caucasica, 4932 nucleotides long. The record is from the annotation of a GenBank genome assembly. Lineage: Eukaryota; Metazoa; Chordata; Actinopteri; Gobiiformes; Gobiidae.